CCUUUUUUUUUUCUUUUCUUUUUUCCUAAUAAUUUAUAUUCUCUUUAUUGACACACACACACACACAAUAAAUGGCAAGUUUGGAACCAAUGAGAUUCAUGUUAAAUGGCAUAUUUGCUGUUUAUAAGCCUAGAGGAUGGACUUCAAGAAAAGCAACAGAUGCUGUUCAAGUUGAAUUAUCUAAAUUACUAUGGGAGAAAACAAAUGAAAGCCAACUUUCUUCUGCCCCUUAUAUAAAGAAAAAAAAAAUGAUCAAGAUAGGUCAUGGAGGCACUUUGGUAAUUUAAUCAUUCAUAAAACACAAGUAAAAAGAAAAAACUAAUUAAACAAAAAAAUAAAAUAAAAUAAAAUAAAAUAAAAGGAUCCUUUAGCUGAAGGCGUUC
Molecule: messenger RNA, 383 nt
Organism: Cokeromyces recurvatus
Lineage: Eukaryota; Fungi; Mucoromycota; Mucoromycetes; Mucorales; Mucoraceae
Exons: 1
Coding region: 72-287 (71 amino acids)
Biological process (GO): pseudouridine synthesis
Molecular function (GO): RNA binding; pseudouridine synthase activity
Source: RefSeq, a predicted model, not a curated record